Molecule: messenger RNA, 6973 nt
Organism: Sus scrofa (pig)
Lineage: Eukaryota; Metazoa; Chordata; Mammalia; Artiodactyla; Suidae
Gene: NCKAP5L
Product: NCK associated protein 5 like
Biological process (GO): microtubule depolymerization; microtubule bundle formation
Cellular component (GO): microtubule plus-end
Source: RefSeq, a predicted model, not a curated record
CCACACCCAUGGCCCUAAAAGGAGAAAAAAAAAAAAAAAAUUUGAAGCCCUUGAAGAGCUUUGGUUCAUCCGUGUGAGUUAUACCUAUUGGUGUUUACUGUCAUAUGGACUAGAACUGUUAGGUUUAAAUAUUUAAUUCCUUUUAAAAUGAUAAUAAACCCAUGUUAGCAUAUUUUGUGGAAAAUAAUUGUGUAUUUUCCAAAACAAAAAAAAAAAUUGUGAGAAAAUGGCAUUGUUCUUCAUUUUUGCAAAUCUGUCAUGUGUGACUUAGUAGAAGGCAGCUGGGUUCUUGUAUCUGCUUCUGUAGUCGAUCUGUCAUGUUAGCACAUACCACAUAGUCACUGGAAAAGGCCGCUACAUACUCAUGAAAGAAUGAGAGUUACAAAGGCAAAUAAUGUCUCAGUGAUAUUAUGAAACUAGUUCUGAGCCUGUGGAUUCCGUGAAAGGGCCUCAGGGUCCCCGGACCACACUUUGAGAACUGCUGUUUGAGACCCACCUCCUCUUGGCCUGAAGGAACUUGUCCCCUGAGAACCUGAGUGAUUUGCCUAAAGCCACACAGCAAAUAAAUCGCCUCGCUGGGACCAUAAACCUUCUGCCUUCUGCUCUGAGGUUUUUUCCAGUACCCUUGGCUGGGCUAAGAUGGGGCCUGCUGGGCUUUUGGGAGUAGGACCUGGGCUUCUUGGCUGCAGAGCCCCUGGCAUGUGGCCCUAUAAAUAAACCCAUUGUGUCUGUGUUGGAGCCCCUUCCCUCUCCCCACCCCCAGCAGCUGCUUUUAUUGUUACUGGGUUGUGCCUUGGACAGGGAACUCGAAGGAUGGGGUGGGGGGAAGGGAAGAUAAGGGGUGUUGAACUCUGUAGGCCUUUUGGACUCCUAACACUGCUGCCCUUCCUCCUGCCUUUCCAGGCAGGGCCGGGACUGAUCCUACUGUCGGUUUGAAAGAACCUAUGCUAUGGUCUGGCGGUUCUUGGAGCGCCUGUGAAGAGGAAAUGGGAGGAAGGCUAUAGUGGGCCCCUUCCCUGUGGACACAUGCCUCUCAGAAGGGCUAUUGUGUCUUGGGGCCAGUUGUCAGGAGGAGGGAAGGAAAUUCUUGUCUGCCUCUUUCCCUGCGGGGUGGGGUGGGGGAAGAGCAGUUGAAAUGCUUAGGGCUGGAAGAUGCUUUAGGCCGGACUGCGGUGGUCACGUUGGGGCUCAGGAUGCACUGGGGCCUCGGUCCCUUCUCUUCUUCCCCACAUCCCAGGGCAGCCCAAGGCUGCUCUCGUCUGGAAAGGCGUGUUUGCUGUGGGUGCCGAAGCUGCUGUUUACAAGUGGACUUGGGUGUGACAGGGAUUCCAGAAAGCAGCUGGGGGAGGGGGGAGCAGAGGGAGGACGGUUGGUGUUAUGGAGGAUUCUGUUAUUACAGGGAGCUCCAUCUCUGCCUUCCCACAGCUGCCCACUCCUCCCCCAGCCCCCGGCCCCUGGCUCUUUUCCCCGGAGGCCUCUGGGGGGAACAGCUGGUGAGUGAGGGGGCUCAUCAGGGCCCGAAGGCCUUGGCUGAGGACCAGGGUAAGGGAGCCUGCAGGACAGGCUCCCUGCCAUCUCCCCGGCCCCUUCCUCCCGGGCCUAGACUCUGAGUUUAGGGAGGGGUCUUGCCUGUGCCCUGGCUGGGGAGGGGUGGGAGCAGCAGGCUCCCCUCCUUUGAUCCCGCUGCCUGACCAUCGAAAAAAGGCCAAGACCGUCUGAUCUUUGGGGUGGGGUCGGGGGUGCCGACCAGGCUGAGGAGAGAGGGGUCACUCAGAUUCACUCAGCGAUUGGGCUGAACCCGCCUCGCCACUGGUUACCCAGAGACCCCUGAACAGCUGUUCCCUUUCCCUGUCUCCUCUGAACGAGGGCCAGAGAGGCUCAGAGAGGCCGGGCUCUUCCUCGCUUCCCCUCCCUCCCUCCCCUCAGCACUGAGGUCACCUCCCUCUGAAUCAGCCCUUUGUGGGGGGCGGGGUUGCCCGUUGGCAGUUCUGGCGGGAGAAGCCUCCCCGAUUCAAGUUCAAGCUCCCACCCACUGCAGCUCGGUCCCUACCCAGCCUGGCCAGCAUCAUGUGUUCCAGACCCACAUCCAACAUCCGGGAUAUUUUGUGGGACCAUCAGAGGAAUGCAUGAAACCAGGGCCAUCCUGAAAAACCCAGGCCAGGGGUUUUCCUGGGCCCCAGGUGGGGCUGAGCACAGAAGCUGCAAGGUGACCAUUCUGGCUGCUAGCGUGAGUGUGCCAGCCUGGGUGAGGAGGCAGAGACAGCCUGCCAGGGCUUCUCUCACUUGCCUGAUGUCAGAGGCCAUGGACCAGCCGGCUGAGAGCCCUGGAAACCCGAAGCCUGGAGAGGGUGGUGAUGACAGCAUGGAGCCGGGUACCUGCCAGGAGCUCUUGCACCGGCUGCGGGAGCUGGAGGCAGAGAACACGGCGCUUGCCCAGGCCAACGAAAACCAGCGGGAGACCUACGAACGCUGUCUGGACGAGGUUGCCAACCACGUGGUGCAGGCACUGCUGAACCAAAAGGACCUGCGGGAGGAGUGCAUCAAGCUGAAGAAGAGGGUGUUUGACCUGGAACGGCAGAACCAGAUGCUGAGCGCGUUGUUUCAGCAGAAACUCCAGCUCACGGCAGGCUCCCUCCCUCAGAUCCCACUUGCCCCACUCCAGCCGCCGUCAGAGCCCCCAGCCUCCCCGUCCCUGAGCUCCGCCGAGGGACCGGCCACCUCGCUGCCUCUGGGACGUUGUGCUGGACAGAGAGAGGUGUGUUGGGAGCAGCAGCUGCGGCCCGGAGGCCCAGGACCCCCAGCCGCCCCUCCCCCAGCGCUGGAUGCCCUAUCCCCGUUCCUUCGCAAGAAGGCCCAGAUCCUGGAGGUGCUGAGAGCCCUGGAAGAGACUGACCCCUUGCUCCUCUGCUCACCUGCCACCCCCUGGCAGCCUACAGGCGAGGGCCCCGGCUCCCCAGAGCCCAUCAACGGCGAGCUGUGUGGCCCGCCCCAGCCUGAGCCCUCUCCCUGGGCCCCCUACCUGCUGCUAGGUCCUGGUAGCCUGGGAGGCCUGCUGCACUGGGAGCGCCUCUUGGGGGGCCCAGGGGAGGAGGAGGGUGCUGGGCGGUCAUGGGGCCCUGGUCGGGGCUCCCUGCAGGCCCAGGGCACAGGUUCUGGGCCUCCCUGUGCCCCAGGCAGCAGCUCCUCCUCCUCUUCUGAUGAGGCAGGUGACCCCAAUGAGGCCCCCAGUCCUGACACCCUGCUUGGGGCCCUGGCCCGAAAACAAUUGAACCUGGGCCAGCUCCUUGAAGACACAGAGUCUUAUCUACAGGCCUUCUUGGCCGGGGCUGCUUGCCCACUCAGCGGGGACCACCCGGCUCCCAGGCAGCCAUCCUCCCCAGACCCGGGGCCCCCGCAACUGUCCAAGUCCAAAGGCCUCCCCAAGUCAGCUUGGGCCGGGGGUACCCCAGAGGCCCACAGGCCGGGCUUUGGUGCUACCUCAGAGGGCCAGGGGCCCCUCCCCUUCCUCAGCGUGUUCAUGGGUGCAGGGGACGCCCCCCUGGGUGCUCGGCCUGGCCACCCCCACUCCUCAUCUCAGGUGAAAAGCAAGCUCCAAAUUGGCCCCCCUUCUCCUGGGGAAGCCCAGGGACCCCUUCUGCCCUCUCCAGCCAGAGGUCUCAAGUUUCUAAAGCUGCCUCCAGCCUCAGAGAAGGUCCCUAGCCCAGGGGGCCCCCAGCUCAGCCCCCAGCUCCCCCGGAACUCUCGAAUUCCCUGUCGGAACAGUGGUUCAGAUGGCAGCCCCUCCCCGCUCCUGGCCCGCAGGGGUCUGGGCGGAGGAGAGCUGUCCCCAGAGGGGCCACAGGGUCUGCCCACCAGCCCCUCACCCUGCGUCACAACCCCGGACUCCGCACAGCUCAGACCUCCCCAGCCAGCCUUGCCCACUGCGCUUUCCCCGGGACCAGUGGUGUCUCCUUGCUAUGAGAACAUUCUGGACCUUUCCCGGAGCCCCUUUAGGGGGCCUUCCCCAGAGCCACCUCCAUCCCCCCUGCAGGUGCCCACCUACCCCCAACUAACUCUGGAGGUGCCCCGGGCCCCUGAGGUCCUCAGGAGCCCUGGAGUCCCAUCCAGCCCUUGCCUCCCAGAAUCCUGCCCCUAUGAGAGCACCCAAGAGAAGAGUUUGGACAAGGCAGGCUCGGAGUCUCCCCAUCCUGGCCGCAGGCCCCCAGGCGGCUCAUCCAAGAAGCCUGGCCAGGGGGCAGGGCGGCGACCUGGGGAUCCUGGCUUUACCCCCUUGAGGGACAGACUGGCAGCCCUGGGCAAACUGAAGACUGGCCCCGAGGGGCCCCAGGGCCCAGAAAAGAAUGGGGUGCAAACCAGGCCUGGUACAGAGAAGGCCCGGGGAGCAGGAAGGUCAGGGGAGAGUCCUGGGGACAUGGUGCCCCCUGCCUCCAGGCCCCCUGAGCCACCAGAAGUCAAGGGGGCCCUGCGGGGGGCAGUGGCCUCAGGCACAAGCAGCCUGAAACAACAGGAACCUGGGCUCCUGGGAGACCCUGGGGCCCGCGUCUACUCCUCCCACUCCAUGGGGGGCCGGGUGGACCUGGAGCCUAUCUCACCAAGGAGCUGCCUCACCAAAGUGGAGCUGGCCAAGAGCCGGUUGGCAGGGGCCCUGUGUCCCCAGGUACCCCGCACCCCUGCCAAAGUGCCAACCUCAGCCCCCAGCCUGGGCAAGCCCAAUAAGAGCCCCCAUGGCAGCCCGACAAAGCUGCCUUCUAAGUCACCCACCAAGGUGGCACCCCGACCUGUGGGCCCACCAGCCACCAAGGAGGCCCCCAAGGCGGACAAGGGGAAGGGCCCGCCUUGGGCAGACUGUGGCGGGACGGUGGCCCAGCCUGCACCCCCAGCGCCUGGCCCUGCCGACCCCAGCCCAGGCCCCGAGGGGCGGCCCCCACACUCAGCCAUCGAGGAGAAGGUGAUGAAGGGCAUCGAGGAGAAUGUGCUGCGGCUUCAGGGCCAGGAGCGGGCGCCCAGCACCGAGGCCAAGCACCGCAACACCAGCAGCAUCGCCAGCUGGUUCGGCCUUAAGAAGAGCAAGCUGCCAGCGCUGAACCGCCGCACAGAGGCCACCAAGGGCAAGGAAGGGGCCAGCGGAGGCUCCCCGCUCCGGAAGGAGGUCAAAGUGGAAGCCCGGAAGCUGGAGGCCGAGAGCCUCAACAUCUCCAAGCUGAUGGCGAAGGCGGAAGACCUGCGCCGGGCGCUGGAGGAGGAGAAGGCCUACCUGAGCAGCAGGGCCCGGCCGCGGCCUGGAGGCCCAGUGCCAGGGCCCACUGCAGGCCUGGGGCAGGUGCAGGGCCAGCUGGCCGGCAUGUACCAGGGGGCGGACACCUUCAUGCAGCAACUGCUCAACAGGGUGGAUGGCAAGGAGCUGCCCCCUAAGAGCUGGCGGGAGCCCAAACCUGAGUAUGGUGAUUUCCAGCCAGUGGCCUCUGACCCUAAGAACCCCUGGCCAGCCUGCGGGCCCCGAAAUGGCCUGGUGGGCCCACUUCAGGGUUGCGGAAAACCUCCUGGGAAGCCAAGCAGCGAGCCAGGGAGGCGGGAAGAGAUGCCCUCAGAGGACAAUCUGACCGAGCCAGUGCCCACGUCACACUUCACAGCCUGUGGCUCUUUGACUCGAACCCUGGACAGUGGCAUUGGGACCUUCCCACCCCCAGACCAUGGCAGCAGUGGGACCCCCAGCAAGAAUCUGCCCAAGACCAAGCCACCUCGGCUGGAGCCCCCGCCCGGGGUGCCCCCAGCCCGGCCCCCACCGCUUACCAAAGUCCCCCGCCGUGCCCACACGCUGGAGCGUGAGGUGCCCGGCAUAGAGGAGCUGCUGGUGAGCGGGCGGCACCCCAGCAUGCCAGCCUUCCCGGCCCUGCUCACCGCUGCUCCCGGCCACCGGGGCCAUCAGACCUGUCCCGACGAUCCCUGUGAAGACCCAGGCCCUCCCCCUCCUGUCCAGCUGGCUAAGAACUGGACCUUCCCCAAUGCAAGGGCAGCCGGCGGCUCCUCUGACCCUUUCCUGUGCCCUCCCCGGCCACUGGAGGGGCUACCCAGGACCCCCAUGGCCCUGCCCGUGGACCGCAAGCAGAACCUGGAGCCCAGCAGGCCAGCCCCUGCGCUCCAGGGCCCGGCGUUUGGGGGCAGCCGCACCCCCAGCACAUCGGAUGUGGGCGAGGAAGGGAGAGUGGCCAGCGGGGGCCCCCCGGGGCUGGAGACCUCGGAGUCUCUCAGUGACUCGCUCUACGACUCGCUGUCCUCCUGUGGGAGUCAGGGCUGAGCGGCUGCGCGUGCCUCGGCCCUCUCUGGACUCGGAGAGCGCGGACUGGACCCGCUCUCCUUACGCCCGCCCCCUCGGGGCCCGCGGGGCCCCUCCCCAAAGGGACCAAGGAGGCAGAUGGACAGGAAGGGGAAGGGGGUCCCCGGCACACCCCGCUGCCCGCCGCCGCCGCCGCCGCCGUGGAGGAGAUGACCGCUCUCAGCUCAGGGAGAGACCCCACCCUUGGUCCCUUCUCUCACCCAGAGUAAGGCUCUUCUUCUGAGGGACUGGGGCUUCCAGGCCGCUGUGUCCCGGCCCCCAGCUCCUGCUUCAGACUGAGCCACCUUGUGGUGCUGGGCUUCUGCCCACCGGCCGUGCCAUCUCACCCACCCUGGCGGCUCCCCCUGCCCUGGAGCCCCCGCUGGUGCAGUCUAGGAGCGAGGGGUCAAGUUGCCUUCUGUCUGUGUCUGCCCCGGUCCUCCCAGAUGUCUGGAUGGUGCUGCCCUCCCCUGCCCCGUGUCUUUGGGGUCCAUUUGUCUUUUUUUUUUUUUUUUUUUUAAUUAAAGCUCCUGGCCCGGUCCCACCCCACUAUCCCCGCACUGCGGUUAAUUUAUCUGUCGUUUAAAAUGCGGCUGCUCUGCUUCCAGCCUCUGCUUCUGCCUAUCCCUAAUAAAAUGUGGAGGCCUCUCCCUGCCCAGA